AUGACUAAUCCUUGGGUUGGUCGAUUUCCAUUUGAAAUGAAAGUAUAAAAAUAGAAAAAAGAAGACUUGCAUUCACCAAAUAGAAGUGAAAUAGAUUUCUUCAAUGUUCCAUCGAUAUCAGCUUCUGUUGGUAUCAAAUAAUUAUAAUAGUUUAAGUUAUGCAACCAAAAACAGUAUUUGAAGCUCUGAAAUCUUUGAUGUUUAGAUAAAAGGAGAACUCUGUCUCUUAUGAUGAGUUCUAUUCAUUUUCUCGCAGAUUAUAUAUUUGUGAAGAUCCUGUAAACUAAUUUAUACAAUAUUAAGGAUUAAAGUUUAAGGGUAUUCCGUUAAAUAGCAGGACAAUCAGAAAUUAUUUAAUUAGAGGGUAAUAUACACAAUUUUAAAUUCAAUAGAUUUUUUUUUAUUUCNGUAUCAUUAAAAACUUCAACUUUAAAAUCAAACACAUUUCAUUCAGCUAAAUCACCCAUGAUAUAAGUAAAUAGAAUUGCUAUUAAAAUGAAAUCUUCCCCUCUAAUUUAAUUACCAAAAAGCAAUAGUUAAAGUAAAAUAUAAGUUAGUCCAAAAUUAAAGAAUCUAAAGCUUUUGCUCUAACAUAAAUCAUGA
This is a messenger RNA of Paramecium pentaurelia, 603 nucleotides long. Lineage: Eukaryota; Ciliophora; Oligohymenophorea; Peniculida; Parameciidae. The record is from the annotation of a GenBank genome assembly.